UGAGCACUUCGAAAUUCGAACAGGAUGUAACUUUCGCCACCUUGCGAAAGUAUUAAGAAGUAAGAAAGUCUCUUUUUUGAAUCUUCAAAUAGAUUUUCGAUUUUUUCAAGAUCUACUUCUGUACUUAAAGAUUACGUUUGUAAAAUAAGAGGAUAUUAUUUUCUUUGAUUUUAACAAAGUCUCAUAAUUGAUCAACUCAAAAUGCAAGUGAACCGAUCACUUCACUUACAGAAUCUUUACCCUGGAAACCUUUUAAUGAAUAAGGAAUUAAUUACAACAACUAAGAACUUAGAAAACUGCAGGAUCAUAAUAACUAAACGUGUUGACACUUUUGGAGAUGUACUGUAUUUAUUUUUGAUCUCGGACAGAGCUAUAUUAAGUAAGUCUCAUGGCUGUAGAGGCUGUAGAGCAUAUAUGGUCUAUUUGAUACAUGACAACCCUGUCGACGGCUGUAUCUCACCAAUCCAAAUCCUUUGACACACCUAACCCCUACCAUCCUAAGGCAGGUGCAGAAAGUUGUUAUAUGGUACUCUUGUUACUCAUGACAAUUAAUACAAGUAGGGAAGACUGGAGCAAAAUUAGUCAGCAAAUGACAUUUUUCAUUACGUAUAUAAUUCACAAAAAAGUGUCGGUAUCAAGUUUAUAAAUAUUUUAAAGAAUAGGAAGGGAGGUGUUUACUUCGACAAAAUUAUGGCUUCCUCUAUAUUCCUCGUAAGGCAAGCUAUAACAUCCCAAUAUCGUACACUAUCCGCGACUAAUUUUUUCUUUCCUCAGUGAAGUUUCCCCUACUUCACUGAGGUGAGCAUCAUGACCAUGUCACAUAAUAGAUUAAUAUUAAGAUUAGGGUAGAGUAAGUACUUUUCGCCACCUUAAGGUUUGACACGCUUAUAAUUCUUACACUAUUUGUCGAAAUAAAAUGAAAUUUUGUGUACAAGUGCUUUGAAGCAUUGUCUAUCUAUUGAAUCAAGAGACUUUCCGGGAACUUUUGAGUAUCUGGUUGAAAAAGUACAUUUCCUACAACAAUGCAUGUUUCAGUACUUUUCGCCACCUUGUAAACACUUUCUCGCUAUUGUGUAAGCACUUUUUCGCCACUUGUUUUUAAUUGAUUUUAAGAAACAGCAGUUUUCGAAAACCCCCAAAAGUACACGGCACAGUACUUUUCUUAUUUAACACCGAUAUUAGACAAUUAUUAGAGUAUUUCGAAUGAUUUUUUACACAUUAUUUAUUUGCGACAAAAAUCAAUUCAAAAUUACGCCUGUUUCAACUAAAUUCCGCGAGGUGCGCCACUUGUAAAAUGCUUGGAAAAAUGAGUGGCGAAAAGUACUUACACAACCGAAAAAGUAAGCCCUAUUUCACCACAUCCGUAUUUAUUUAUUUUUUUGGAAAAACUUAAUUAAAAAAUGACAUUAGAACAAAGCUUAGUUAAUAGCGGAUUGACUUUCAGUGAAAAAAUAUCGAAUACUGUACUGAAAAAACAUAAAAUAAUGCAAGACAAUUUGUCUGAGCGUUGACAAGUAUAUUAAAAACUCCAUAUUUUUUUGGUGGCUGAUCACCUUGUCGACAAUUUCUUUAAUUAUCUUGCAAAUAAUCUAGUCGGUGGAUUAUCUGAUAUGGUUUUCUGAUUCAUUUGAGUAGAGGUCACGAAAUAACACUCAUUUCGUCAAGGGGUUCCACGAACUCAUAAUUUUCUUAAAAUGUGAUUUUAAUUUAGGUGGCGAAAAAGUGUAUACUGGCGAAAAAGUACUGACUCUACCCUAAUACUCUUUGAACUGCGAGAAUGCCAACAAAGGAUAGCAAGUGUUUUAUCUUGCCUCUCUCUUGUGUUUCGCUCGAAAACUGACCGAAUCACAAUUGGUACGCAUGGAAAAUUGCUCGAAUUGCCUGUAAUACGAUGCAGAAAGCAAUUAAUACGAACAGUAAUAUCUUACUCAUCGUAUUACUCCACUAGAGUGUACUCUUUCUAACACACAUGAUAUUCCAUUUGAAAUUUUGCACACUAUAUACCUCUCUCUCCGACUUUUCUUAAUAUUAAUAUUAAUCUUAUAUGUGACACCACAGUCAGUUCCCCAAUUUCCUAAGUUUUUAUUACUAUUUAGGUGAUUUAGGUGGUCCCCCCCAUCAGGGCUUACACUACCUCGAGGAUUCUUUUCCAGCCUUUUAAAUUCGAAUAACUCCUCAAUGCUGAUUAAAAUAAUGUUUUUUUAAUAAAAAAAAAAACAUUUUGUUAAAAAGACGUUCAAAAAAACGUUCAUAACACAGUCAGUCUUGUCUUACAGACAUCCCUGCUCUUCCCUACAGUGUUUCAGUUAAUUUAAAAAAAAAACUCAGAGCAAUAUUCUCUAAAUACUUCCACUGACUGUACACAAUAAAAUUUGCAAUACUGUAGUUUUUGUCUGAUAACAAUGUUCUCUUGUACUUCCGCUGUAAUAUAUAUUUUUUUAUUAUCCUCCUCAGAUAUUAGAAACACUCGUGGACGUCUUCACCCAUCGUCGCAAUGGAUCGCACUAGUUUUUCUGAAAUCUCAUCAGAAAUGUGUCAAAGACACUGCAAACAAACCAUCAACAGUAACAAGCAUAACGCUAAGCCAUCGAAUGCCGAAAAAUGUUCUCAAUAAGACAUUUACUAUGAAGAUGACCUUAAGGCUAAGAAUAGCUUUUAAUGAGUCCCAGCGCAGACGUCGCCUUACUGACUAUCAACAUUCGUCUCGACGGUCUUCGAUGGCGAAUGUAUUAAUUAAGAGUGAUUGUAUUAGUAGAAUUACCAAAGAAUACUUUCACUAUUAGAUAAAUUUUAUGUGUUCUGAAAAUGGACUAUUUUGACCAAUUUUGUGUUAAUAAAUGAAAUAACUCAUUAAAUUUAAAUUAAUAGCAGUGUGUCUGAAAGUCUGUGUAUGGUGUUUAUAAGUGAAUUUGUUAAUUAAGAAUGAAACAGAGACUUAAGGAAAAAAAAAGAAAUAUGUUAUAGAAACAAAUUUAAUAUGAUUCGUGUAGAAAUAUGUUAGAAAAUAAUUCAAUUACGGCUGGAAAAUGACGAUCAAAAUAUGGUUCAUUUUAGUCAUAUUCUUCAAAAUCAGUAUUAAUUCAGUGACAUGUCAUUCACUAGCCAAAGACAAUGUUGAUGAGAUCAAUAUGAUAGGCAAGACGAAACGAGCCGUUCCACCAGAAUAUGCAAGCACUUCCAGUUUGGCUGUCUGUGAGAGUUUCGUGAUUGGAGAUCCGGAAGCAAAAACACUCUACAGUCCCGGUUAUCCAGGCAACUACCCAAAUAAAACAGACUGUGUUGUCGUUCUCGAAGCUCCUGUGGGUUUUCUGAUCAGACUAGACUUUAGAGAUUACUUCAAUAUAGAACCGUCUGAAGAUUGUAAAUUUGAUUUCUUAGAGAUUAGAGAUGGUGGUCAUGGCUUUUCCAGCUUGAUUGGGCAAUUCUGUGGAACUGACUUUCCACCAAUGGUCACAUCGAAAGAGCGCCAAUUGUGGCUUCACUUUCACUCUGACGAAAAUAUCGAAUAUGCGGGUUUUGUUGCCAUUUACGAAUACAUCCCACGUCCUACAAGCUCUAUUUACGAUGAUUCAAACUGCCGCUUAGAAGUGGGUGGAUUCGAAGGAUGGGUUAAUCGGACCGACAUACCAACUGAGAAGAUGCAAAUCUCCAUGGAACACAACUUGCCCCUAGACUGUAUGUGGGUGAUACGGGUCUGGGAUGGCUGGAAGAUUCAACUAGCUUUCCACUUAUUCAAACUCGAGAAACCCAAUGACUGUGACAGCAACUUCGUAGAUGUGUUUGGGGAGAAGACAGACAUCCCAAGCCGAAUAAAAAAUUUCUGUGGUUCAAUUGCUGAUUCUGUCACAUCGAACAAGAACAUACUGCAUAUUCGAUUCUAUGCAGAGCCACCGGCAAUAAAUUCGACGUUUGCCAUUCUCUUUACGGCAUUUCGGGAAAAACCAUCAGGAGAAACUUGCGAAGAUGAUGAAUAUGAUUGUGAAGAUGCAACUUGCAUAUCGGACAAAUUGAGAUGCAACGGUCGAGUGAAUUGUCGCUUUCGAUGGGACGAGGACGAAUGUCUUACAGAUACUGGGGGACAGUCAGAACAUGUUGUCAUUAUCAUCGUUGUUUUUGUCCUCAUCUUGGGUGGAAUGUUUGCUGCCUUUUUGGUCAGCUGUUUGAGGAAAUUGAUUCGAGACCACAAAAUUAUUAGGGAACACAUUCGACAAUCCAAAGAGAGCAAAUUGGAUGAGUUGGGUCGUCACUCCACAAAACUGCCAGAAGAGCGUCAAUCGAUAAAAAAGUCCCGGGAAAACCUAUCAACGAAAUUGGCUGUCUCAACUUCAUCGUCACGCGGAAAGAGUGUUGACGCCAUUAGCAACACUGGCCACAUCCUGGACUCGCCGGACAUCUCCAAUCGCUACUAUCGCGAGAUUGUUCCAAUUCCCCCAACUGGGACUGCGACCCACUGUGAAAUGAAACGCCCCGAAGUCCUUGUCGGAUGGAGAACCAGUAGCCUCCAAGAUGAGAGCCAUAGCAGUGACGGAGUUGGGAUGUGUGAUAUUGCUUGCCAGACGAGGGAAUCGCUGUUCCAACCUAUCUUCAGGAAUAAAGUGACUCAAUCACCGAUACCAUCAAGUGAAAUUAGAUUUUCCACAUUUGGCUACAAUUCCCCACCUGUCAUGCCUAAUGUGGCUCACGAAUUGAACAACCCAUCAAAACAGCCUAUGGCAACAUCGACAGCCAAUGUCAUCGAAAUGAGUGACCUAGGCUGCCCACCACCACCACCACCAAUAGCCCAUCACUACUGCCAGCAUCACCAGAUGAAGCUGGAGGAGGCCAAAAGGAGUCAACGCAGUGAUGAGAUACGCAAAUCAGCUCCAGAUGUUAUCAUCAUGACUUCGCAUUGACCUUUGUGGAUAAUUUUUACUAUGUAAAUUUUUACUUUCUUAACGAAAUUGUUGGAUAAAAAAAAUUGUAAUACGUUACACUUGGGGAUAAAGUUAAACGUAAAGGAAGUUUUUAAUUGUGAAAUGGAAGGGAAACAACCGAAACAGUAAUUUUUUUUCUCUUAAAAGAGCAAAAACAAUUCAUUUUAAAAUGUAUUUUGUAAAUAAUUUUCGUUAUUGCUCGGCAGCGUAAUUUUCUUGUUAUUUUUACAUAAGAAAAAAAACAAUGAUCAACCAAUAGAUAUUAUUAUAGAAAAUAUAUUUAAUGAUUUAUUAGAAUGAAUUUCUAAUAAAAAAUAUAUUGGGGAAA
This is a messenger RNA of Phlebotomus papatasi, 5241 nucleotides long. RefSeq names its product neuropilin and tolloid-like protein 1 (gene Neto). Gene Ontology annotation, molecular function: protein binding. Lineage: Eukaryota; Metazoa; Arthropoda; Insecta; Diptera; Psychodidae. Bases 3027 to 4892 code for a protein of 621 amino acids. The transcript is spliced from 13 exons. The record is from RefSeq and is a predicted model, not a curated record.